Messenger RNA from Benincasa hispida (wax gourd), 707 nucleotides. RefSeq lists its product as uncharacterized. The record is from RefSeq and is a predicted model, not a curated record. NCBI's taxonomy places the organism in Eukaryota, Viridiplantae, Streptophyta, Magnoliopsida, Cucurbitales, Cucurbitaceae.
ACCUUUCGUUAGAAAAUCCAUACUCAUAACUCCUAUGUUCAGUGAUUAAACCGACCUCUCCGCUUCCCUUGCUCCUCCAUCGUCGCUCUCCCUCAAUAUCGCCGUCAUCGCCGCUGCCGCCGGCGUGGAGCGUCUGCCAGAUUUCAGAAGCCAAUCUGUUCACUGGCGACAUUUUGGAUCCUCUUGAAGUCUAAAGCUCUAGGAAUGGACCCCAAGCACACAGGAGAGAUUUUGAAGCAUUUGGAGAAGCAGGAUGAGUUUCUUAUGGAUGCUUAUAGAUCAAUGUCCCAUGAACUACAUAAACUUCAGGUAGAAGAAGAAAUGCUCAUGCGCAAGUUUUAUGAAAUAAUGUCAGCUCAUGGUCUAACAAAGAAGAGAGAAGAUGAUCAUAAUAGUUCUGGCAGCGUAAGGAAUGGCGAUAACAACAACUAAUACUGACACCAAAUGGAACUGGAAGGUAAAAUUUACCAAAGCCACUCUGUCCACCGGAAAAGGAAAGUCUCGAUGUGACACAUGUUUUUACAUCUUUUUUUCCAUACUAUAAAUGAAACAUUUUGUUCAAAUAUAGGAAAUGAAAGGGAAAAAAUUAUAUAUUUGAGUCAUGAAUUAUUAUAGCAUGUAUCAAUAAUAGUAAACCAAAUAUGUAUAUUGAUAUAAUAAUAAUUAAUAAAUAGUAUUGGAUAUCAAAAAAUGAAACUGAACUUAAA